Tachysurus vachellii is the source of this 2196-nucleotide messenger RNA. RefSeq lists its product as uncharacterized. NCBI's taxonomy places the organism in Eukaryota, Metazoa, Chordata, Actinopteri, Siluriformes, Bagridae. Gene Ontology annotation, molecular function: nucleic acid binding. The record is from RefSeq and is a predicted model, not a curated record. The coding region runs from base 965 to 1900 and encodes 311 amino acids. The transcript has 3 exons.
GUUUUUUUCAGUCGCUAACAAGCGUUUGUCCAAACAGUUGUCACAUUUUCAAAACUCUAAACACAAUUAGCACAGCAUCGGUCUUUUGUGGCCAUACCAUUCACACAUUUCAUGUCGUUUUCACACAAUAUGCAAUCAGUGAACACAUUUCCACAAUGCUUACAUUUUCUUAACAGACAAGUUAUACCUCCCAACAAAAUUAUGGAUUGUUUUUGUAGUAUUCACGAAUGUUAACACACAACAUCCCACAAUAGCAAAAACAAUAUUCCAAACCUUAGAUACAGUAUAAAAACCUCUGCUUCUGCAAUGAUAUCAGUUCAAAAACAAUAUAUCUCAGCUGAUAAUAAACAAACAAUUGAAUAAUUGACACACAGCUGAUUUAUGUUGGGUGAAUUGGGCCAACCACAGCUGAUUCCAUUCUGGCUUAGACUCAGUGGCAGGGUUUUUUUUUUUCUAUUACUAUAAAAUGAGGACUUUGAGGAGUGAUGUUUUUGGAAACAGAAACAGAAAAAGACAAACACUGUAAUGUCUGGACGUGGAAGAGGACGAGCAAGGGGCCCAGGGAGAAGACCAGCUCCAGUGAGAGAUGCAGGGCCAGGGAGAGGUGCAGUGAGAGGUGCAGUAGGAGGUGCAGGUGCAGGAAGAGGAGCAGACCCAAGGAGAGGGCAAGGUAGAGGUGUAAGAAUGCGUGGUGGUGGCAUUCCAAGGGCUGCAAGAACAGUAGUCAGUGAUGAAAUUCGUGCCACUAUCAUUGACCAUGUAAUCAACCAUGGUCUCUCACUAAGAGAGGCUGGUGAAAGAGUCCAACCCAAUUUGAGGCGGUCAACGGUUGCCUCCAUUAUUCGCAUCUUUCAACAAACCAACAGGUAAGUAUUGCAUUUUACAUGGAUUGUUUCUAUUCUCACUUGACAUGUCAAUAAGGUCAUACAGUAAUGCAUAUGUUGAUUUUUUUCCCCUCUAAAGAAUGCAACGUCUUCCACCCUCUGGGGGAAGAGGAAAGCUCCUCAAUAAUGAUCAAGAGCUUGCCAUUGUAGAAAUGGUUGUUGCAAAUAAUGCAAUAAAACUGCAUGAAAUUAAAACUAGAAUUGUGGAGGACCAUGAGAUAUUUGGCAAUAUAGAAAGCAUCAGCCUCACAACCAUUACACGGACACUGUCCAAACACAGAGUGCGGAUGAAGCAGCUCUACACUGUUCCCUUUGAGAGGAACAGUGAGAGAGUCAAGGAGCUACGACGACAAUAUGUCCAGAGAGUUAUGGAAUUGAAGGCCAACCAGGCCCUUCAUGAAUUCAUUUACAUAGAUGAGGCAGGAUUCAUUCUAUCCAAAAGGCGUCGACGUGGACGAAAUAUAAUUGGAAAAAGGGCCACAGUUGAUGUGCCAGGACAGAGAGGGGCAAACAUUACCAUGUGUGCAGCAAUGGCAAAUGCAGGAUUACUCCUUCACAGAUGUCAGGUUGGACCCUAUAAUACCGAGCCCCUCCUUGCCUUUCUCAAUGAUCUCCACCAGCACCUGGUACCAGAGCAGGAUCAGGAGGGUGAAAACAUGAGGACCUUUGUAAUUACCUGGGACAAUGUUGCUUUCCAUCAUUCGCAAGCAAUAACAGCAUGGUUUGAAGUCCACCCAAGACUGGUAAGUCUCUUCCUUCCACCCUAUUCACCUUUCCUCAACCCCAUAGAGGAGUUCUUUUCUGCAUGGAGGUGGAAGGUUUAUGACCAUCAGCCACAUGACCAGAUGUCCCUCCUUGAAGCCAUGGAUGCUGGCUGCAGGGACAUCACAGUUCAAGAUUGCCAAGGGUGGAUCCGACAUACCAAGCGGUUUUAUCCCAGGUGCAUCGCCUUGGAUGAUAUCAGAUGUGAUGUUGACGAAAACAUGUGGCCUAACCCUGAAGAUCGCAGGGAUUAGAUACAUUAAUUUUGUGCUAUUUUUAGUUCCCCCUUCUUAUCUGGGCUUUUUGCUGUUUUGUUUUUUGUUUUGUUUUUUUGUUUUUCAGAAUGCUCUUAUAUAUGAUAUUUUGUUCACUGUAAGCAAUACUGUAAAACCUUUUCUGUUCUAUUAUAUUGUGUUUCUACUGUAUCUCCUUUAGUAAACAGUAAAGAAAAAAAUAACUGAUUUGCUUUUUACUGGAAUGCGUUUGAAUGUGAACAUUACUGUACAUGUGGACAUACAGUUCCCAACUAAGAAAUUUUGUGUAAAGGGUG